ACUCGCGAAGAACCAGCCUCUUGCCCAGGCGGCGAAGGCGAUAAUACCCGCCGCGGGCGCCGAGUGCGCGCAGAGCUGCCAUGAGACGCGGCGCCGCGCGGACCCUGCUGCUCAACAUGUACCUGCCAGACCCAGUUGGGGAGACUCUGUUCAAAGAAGGCAAAAACCAGACGUGGGGCUCGCUGGGGCCCGGAGUGCAAAAAGGCAGUGGGCAAAUCCAGCUGUGGCAGUUCCUGCUGGAGCUGCUUUCGGACCGUGCCAACCUCAACUGCAUUGCAUGGGAGGGCACCAAUGGCGAGUUCAAGCUCCUUGACCCCGACGAGGUGGCACGGCGCUGGGGCGAGCGCAAGAGCAAGCCCAACAUGAACUAUGACAAGCUGAGCAGGGCGCUGCGCUACUACUACGACAAGAACAUCAUGACCAAGGUGCAUGGCAAGCGCUAUGCCUACAAGUUUGACUUCCAGGGCUUGGCCCAGGUCUGCCAGCCAGCCACGCCUGACCAUACCCUCUACAAGUUCCAGGCCCCCCUGCCCUUCUCUGGCAUCUCCAAGCUCAACAUCAUGGCCUCAGGGGUGACCCCAACCAGCUUCUCCUAUUGGCCAGGCUCUACCCCCACCCUGUACCCCAGCCACGGCCUGCAGCCUACUGCGCCCUUCAGUGCCAUGGCCACCUCCCACAUCAACAACAUGAACAGCCACUACCACUAGACCGAGUGGCUGCAGGGCAUGGGGAGGGCCAAAGGGGAGGGGAGGGUCGGCCCUCAUAUUUCACCCUGGGACACUUCCAUUUGACCAAGAAGACAUUGUGUGUAGCGGGUAGGGGUGUUUUAUGGAGAAGGGUUGGAUCUCAGUCAGUGGCAGCCGAGGAGCCAGAUGACUGAGCAGCUUUUCUAGGCUGAGGAGGUACCUCCCCACUGGGAAUACAGAGCCCUUAAUUUCAUAAGGAACAUUUCAGCCAUGCCCCCAAUUUCUCCAUUUCGGGGGGGAAAACCCCCCCAGACCAAAACCUCACUCUCAUUGUAUUGGAAUGGCUUCAGAACUCUCUUCAACUUGCUACUCUUGGGAUUCCAGUCAUGCAUGAGUGCUGAGACGUGGGGGAGAUCAACAAGACUCAGCCUACACCCUAAGGAGUUGAUGAUGGAGGUCCAACCUAGGGCAAUGAGGCUGGUGAGGAUGGGGCACUUGAAAGUUAGACUUCCAAGUUGGGAUAAAAUGGGCAAAGAAUUCUAUCAAGCACACACCACAGCAAAGUUUUUAAGUAAUUCAAAGCCAGGGCUAUACUGAAUAUUCUUCACUUCCAAUUUUCAGGUUACAACUGGGAGUCUAAUGGGGUGGACAUUUCUCUUCCCCCCAUACAUAGACUGUGAGAAUAUUUAUCCUUUUUUCAAUCUUGCUGGACACCAUUAUUUUCCAAGCUGCUGAUUCUUUGAUGCCAUCCCAUUCCUAGCUUCCACUCCACCUCUGACUGCAGUGAUUUAGGACUUCUUGGAUUAGUCACAUGGAUAAUCCCACCCAAUCAGGGAUCAUGAAAUAGCACAUUGGAUGUCAUUCCAUAGCCAGUCAGCUCAGGCUGUGUGAGGAUGUCAUGAGGGCAGCUGAAACAAAUAGAGGGACACUUUGACAAGGAUCACUUAAUAAAAGGUCUAAAAAGGGAAGCAUUUAUUUUUAUUUUUAUUUUUGCCAGCUGAGAAAGUUAGCAGUGAGUCAUUUUGGCUCAGCCCUAAUCAAAUCAUAUGUCUGCAGAUACUAAUCUCCAGCAAUGAAGGUGGUCUCCUGACUUCCGAUACUGAAAAUGGUGUAACACUCGGUCUCAAGGCUUGCAGAAAGUUCCACUUUUACCAGUAUUGACACAAGAGCCUCCGAGCUUUUACAAGCUUGUACCUAUCUGAGUUUGAGUUCUUGGAUCUCAGAAACAAGUCUAGGUACCAAGCAACCUCCUUGGAGCUAGGAAGAGUGAGAGGCAUCACCUAGCUCCCUCCCAGGCCCUUUUGCCUGCUUCCCUGUGAGCACUCACCUGAGAUCUUCCAGGAGGAACAGCACCGAAGCCCAGAUGUAGAUUCAAAUACCGACAAUUCCAUUUUAAAAUAAUAUGGUGGGCUCAAGCGUGAGAGAAGGUGGGUAGAAGAAAUAUAAUUGUCAUUGAAAUCCCAUCUUUAUCUACUGUAACUACAAUAUAUAAAGCCACGUUCUAUGACUUUGAACAAACAGUGCUCUUGGAGUUGGGGGAGGCACUGUGGCCGGAGAAGCAUGAACACGGCUGUGUGUGGUCCCAGCCAACGGCCUGAGAUAGAAGCUAGAUGUUCCCAAUUAUAAACUGUGUUUCCUCCCUACACGUGAGGCUUAAAGUGGCUUUUGCAUAAAUCAGCUUUGUAAAGUAAGAGUAAAACCUGCUAGAAUGUUCAUGUCCAUUACAAAUACCUCUCCUCUGCUCACUCUUUCACUCCCCAAAGCACCCAGAAUUCCAAAUGUGUUUUAAGUUCUAGGUGUGCAAGUGCCUGUAUUUUGGUGUCCAUACGAGGCAUUACAGCAUCUGAAGCUUACAUGAAGAUGUCCCCGGCUUUGCACUGAAACUCAUUUUUAGUAACCUACAAAGAUGAAGAUCGGAGCCAAGAAAAUGCUACCCCUUCUAGAAAGAGCCAUGCUCGAUGUGUGCUUCAGCAGGCUUCAUGGCAAAGGCAAGGCAAGGCAUUCUUUUAUCUGGAAAUUGCUUUUAUCCACUGGCUCUGGAUGUUACCCUUUCCUUGCCUUCAUGACAUCAUCUCCUUUUGUCCCCUUCUCAGGGUGAUAGAAAUCCAAAAACCCAGAGCCUUUCCCUUGCCACAAGAAAUGGGGCAUGACUUCAG
Molecule: messenger RNA, 2842 nt
Organism: Hemicordylus capensis (graceful crag lizard)
Lineage: Eukaryota; Metazoa; Chordata; Lepidosauria; Squamata; Cordylidae
Gene: FEV
Product: FEV transcription factor, ETS family member
Exons: 3
Coding region: 81-707 (208 amino acids)
Biological process (GO): cell differentiation; regulation of transcription by RNA polymerase II
Cellular component (GO): nucleus
Molecular function (GO): sequence-specific DNA binding; DNA-binding transcription factor activity, RNA polymerase II-specific
Source: RefSeq, a predicted model, not a curated record